AUGGAGAAGAGGGAAGACAAUGGAGAUGUGAAGGUUGUUGGGGGAGUGGGAUCUAACAGUAAGUUCCCAUUGAGCUUCUGGGAGGUGGCUGUGGCUUCCACGGUCCUAUUGGGCUUCGUGGUUGGCCUUCUGGUCGUUUACCUAACCAUGCCUGUAUCGGAUUAUAGCUUUCUCAAGCUCCCUCGUAGCCUCCAAGAGCUUCAAAUCCUCAGAGUUCACCUUGAGGACUACACAAGUGACUACACUGCUCAGGUUUUGUUGGGGUACUGCAUGGUUUAUAUAUUUAUGCAGACUUUCAUGAUCCCUGGUACUGUAUUCAUGUCCUUGCUUGCCGGUUCCCUUUUUGGGAUUUUCAAAGGCGUAGCUUUAGUGGUGUUCAAUGCCACUGCUGGUGCAUCUUCUUGUUAUUUUUUGUCGAAGUUGAUAGGGAGGCCCAUUGUCUUCUCUCUUUGGCCUGACAAGCUGCAGUUUUUUCCAAAAUCAGUCAUUAAUUUUUUCUUCCAGGUGGCUAAAAGAAGAGAUGGACUUUUAAACUACAUGUUGUUUCUACGAUUGACUCCGACUUUGCCAAACACGUUUAUUAAUCUUGCUUCACCAAUAGUGGAUGUACCCUAUCAUAUUUUCUUCCUGGCAACCAUAGUUGGUCUGAUACCAGCUGCUUAUGUCACUGUCAGGGCUGGAUUAGCUCUUGGAGAGUUGCGAUCCCUUGGGGAUCUCUAUGAUUUCAACUCAAUAGCCACCUUGUUCUUCAUUGGAGUUGUCUCAGUUACUCCCACUCAUUUGGGUAUCACCUCGGUACAGUUAGCAUCUGUCCGCAUUUAA
This is a messenger RNA of Prunus armeniaca (apricot), 822 nucleotides long. Lineage: Eukaryota; Viridiplantae; Streptophyta; Magnoliopsida; Rosales; Rosaceae. The record is from the annotation of a GenBank genome assembly.